UUUUGUGAUUACUUACUGUUGUGUGUAGUACUGGUGGUUAUUUGUGGUUCUCUGUGCACAAAUGUUAUCUUCUUUGCUAACAGUCACCAAACAGACAUUAGCUAUCAUUGAAAGAAUGUGAUAAAAUGCUUUUACAUUCAUUAUGUAUAUUGCAGCAAUAAUGUAAGGCUGACAUAAAGUCCCUAGGCACACUUAGACUUGCCACUAGGCAUACCAUUUGGGAACGAUAGAUUAAGGCUAUCAAACUUCUGAUGUGGCUUCAUAAUAAAUACAAAUGCAAACAAUCAGAAAUAAUCAACUCUCUUAAAAAUCCUGUAUUCAAGUAGGUAAAACCAAGGUAUUAUGGGGCUUUUGGAGUGCCUUGCAAGGCCUGAAUGGCAGUCUGUCGUGGGCAUACCUUGCCUCUUGCCCUGUGACUGCUGAGAUAAGUUCCAAAGUCUCACGGGACCCAUGGAUGGAUUAUUUGUUGGCAUAUUGUCGAUUUGCCCUUCUUGGACCUUACGCCUGCCGUAGCUGUCAGUACAGCCCAAUGACAGUCACUGGUAUUCACUAGCUACUCGUUGAGAGACGCUUGAAAGAAGAUGCUUGUGUUUCUGUAGUUCUUCCAAGGGUAGUUAACAUGUCUCUCAAUGGAGGGGGAAGCAGAGGAUUUUAUUUCAACACCGUCCUGUCUUUGGCAAGGUCGCUGGCAGCUCACCGGCAGGCACCGAUAGACAAGGUUCAGAAGCUGCAAUGCAUGUGUCCAGUGGACUUCAGAGGAACCUUCCAGCUAGAUGAAAGGAGAAGAGAUGCUGUGAUUGCUCUUGGCAUUUUUCUAGUCGAGUCAAACCUGCAGCACAAAGAUGCUAUUGUUCCCUACCUUCUUGGGCUGCUUAAAGGACUCCCUAAAGUUCAGUGGAUUGAGGAAAGCUCAGAACGCAAAGGAAGGGAUACCCUUCCUGUGGCAGAGAACUUCAGCUUUUGUCUUGUGACAUUGUUGUCGGAUGUUGCCCAAUGUGAUGAAACCUUACGAGGGCAGAUCCUGGACGCAGUUAUGGACAUCAUGCAGGUCCUGCAAGAUAUCUGCAAAAAUCCAGAAGCUCAUGACAAAGAAUACCUAUGUAGGUACACUGUGCCCACCUUGCUUGGUGUUGCAAGAGCAUUUGGCCGAUACAGCAACACUGACGAGUCGUUACUAUCCAAGCUGUUUCCUCGACCAGUUGCUCCCUUGCUGUCCACAAAUGAUGAUAGUGAUACUGUCCGCCGACGGUCCUUCAAUGACUUCCGUUCAAUCCUACCAAGCUCUUUGCUCACAGUUUGUCAGGGAGACUCUCUGAAACGCAAAGGCUCCUCUGUGUCCAGUGUGUCACAACAGGCCAGUCCAGAGAGAGCAGGUCUGACACCUAACUCACCCGCUGAUCCCUCUGCACAGUACUUUGAAGGUUCUUACCUCCCCGAUGGCAGUGCAGUGGACCCUGACUACUACUUCUCCACCAUCAGCUCCAGCUUCUCUGUGUCCCCUCUUUUCACUGGAAGCAGCACUGGAGAGUUUCAUGUCCCUCUAGAUAUGCUCAGACAACUCCUUCACAUGGUUCAACAGUUUGUCUCUGAGUCAUUUUUAAAAUCACUGGAUGACACCUUGGCAGAACUUCAAGUGGUGAAUCCUGGUCUUCAUCUCUACUACAAAACCUUCAGUGAUCCUCUUUAUGUAGCCAUAUUUAAAAUGCUGAGAGACACUCUGUAUAAUAUGAAAGAACUUCAGACAGACUAUGUGAAGGAGGUUCAUGACUUUGUACUGGAGCAGUUUAGCAGCAGCCAGUCAGAGUUGCAGAGGAUUCUUCAUGAUGUUGAGUACCUCCAGAGUGAACUGAGCCCACUCAAACUGCGCUGUCAGGCUAAUGCCGCCUGUGUAGACCUCAUGGUGUGGGCUGUUACUGAGGAGCAGGGAGCUGAGAACCUUUGCACCAAGCUCUCAGAGAAACUGCAAUCAAAGACAUCCAGUAAAGUCAUCAUUGCUCACAUGCCCCUCCUCAUUUGCUGCUUACAGGGUUUGGGUCGUCUGUGUGAACGCUUUCCAGUGGUGGCCCACUCUGUUACCACAUCCCUGAGAGACUUCUUGGUUGUGCCCUCUCCUGUUUUGGUGAAGUUGUACAAAUAUCACAGCCAGUACACCCCAGGUGGUAGUGAAAUAAAGAUUCAUGUGACCAAUGAACAUUCCCAGUCAACACUCAGCACCCAUUCGAGCAAGAAGAGCCAGCCGUCCAUGUAUGAGCAGCUUCGGGACAUCUCCAUUGAUAACAUCUGCAGGUGCCUUAAAGCUGGCCUGACUAUGGAUAAUGUCAUUGUUGAAGCUUUUCUCGCCAGUCUGUCGAAUCGCCUUUAUAUCUAUCAGGAAAAUGACAAGGAUGCUCACUUGAUUCCAGACCACACAAUCAGGGCUUUGGGUCACAUUGCUGUGGCCUUACGGGACACCCCCCGAGUAAUGGAGCCCAUCCUUCAGAUUCUGCAGCAGAAGUUCUGCCAGCCUCCCUCCCAGCUUGAUGUCCUCAUCAUAGACCAACUUGGAUGUAUGGUCAUCACAGGGAAUCAAUACAUCUACCAGGAAGUUUGGAAUUUGUUCCAGCAGAUCAGUGUCAAGGCAAGCUCCAUGGUUUACUCUACCAAAGAUUACAAAGAUCACGGAUACAGACACUGUUCCUUGGCUGUUAUAAAUGCACUGGGUAACAUAGCAGCAAACCUUCAGGCUGAGCAUAUGGUUGACGAGCUACUAGUGAACCUGCUAGAACUCUUUGUUCAGCUGGGCUUAGAGGGCAAGAGAGCUAGUGAGAGGGCCUCAGACAAGGGCCCAGCUCUGAAGGCAUCAAGCAGUGCCGGAAAUCUUGGAGUCCUUAUUCCAGUCAUUGCAGUGCUGACGAAGAGGCUACCACCAAUCAAGGAGGCAAAGCCACGCCUGCAGAAGCUCUUUAGAGACUUCUGGCUCUACUCCGUAGUCAUGGGAUUUGCUGUGGAGGGUUCAGGUUUGUGGCCAGAGGAGUGGUAUGAAGGGGUUUGUGAGAUAGCGACCAAAUCACCAUUGCUCACAUUUCCCAGUGGAGAACCUUUACGCUCAGAGCUGCAGUACAACUCUGCCCUGAAGAAUGAUACUGUCACUCCGGCAGAGCUGAAUGAUCUACGCAGUACCAUCAUCAACCUGCUGGAUCCUCCUCCAGAGGUGGCUGCUCUCAUCAACAAGCUGGACUUUGCCAUGUCCACAUAUUUGCUGUCUGUUUACAGAUUGGAGUAUAUGAGGAUGCUGCAUUCUCUGGACUUGGACCGCUUUCAGGUUAUGUUUCGAUACUUUGAGGACAGAGCAAUACAGAAGGAUAAAUCUGGUAUGAUGCAGUGUGUGAUUGCUGUUAGCGACAAGGUUUUUGAGGUCUUCCUGCAAAUGAUGGCUGAGAAACCAAAAACCAAAGCCCAUGAGGAGGAGCUUGAACGCCACGCUCAGUUCCUCCUGGUGAACUUCAACCACAUCCACAAAAGGAUCCGUAGAGUGGCUGACAAAUACUUGUCUGGCUUGGCUGAAACUUUCCCCCACUUGUUGUGGAGUGGCCGUGUCCUGAAGACUAUGCUGGACAUUCUGCAGACUCUUUCCCUCUCACUCAGUGCAGACAUUCAUAAAGAUCAGCCUUAUUAUGACAUCCCAGAUACACCAUACAGAAUCACUGUCCCAGACACGUAUGAAGCCAGAGAGAGCAUAGUGAAGGAUUUUGCGGCACGCUGUGGAGAAAUUCUUAAAGAGGCUAUGAAGUGGGCUCCAUCUGUGACCAAAUCCCACCUACAGGAGUAUCUAAACAAACAUCAGAACUGGGUAUCAGGCCUCUCCCAGCACACAGGCCUAGCCAUGGCCACAGAAAGCAUCCUGCACUUUGCCGGUUACAACAGGCAGAGCACCACACUGGGGUCCACUCAACUAACUGAGAGGCCAGCCUGUGUGAAAAAGGACUACUCAAACUUCAUGGCCUCUCUCAAUCUCAGGAACAGAUACGCUGGAGAGGUAUCAGGUAUGAUCAACUUUGCCCAGGCAGUCCGGGGACAGUCUGAUUUGGGCCGACUGAUGAUUAAACAGUUGGGAGAGGCAUUAGACUCUGCACAGCCUGAGGCUUUUACUGAGGCUAUGUUCAAACUGACUGCCUUGCUCAUCAGCACCAAAGAUUGUGAUCCUCAGCUCCUGCACCACCUGUGCUGGUCUCCACUCAAGAUGUUUACAGAACAUGGUAUGGAAACAGCAAUCGCCUGUUGGGAGUGGCUGCUGGCGGCACGUAUAGGAGUGGAAGUACCGUUCAUGCGAGAGAUGGCAGGAGCAUGGCAGAUGACUGUGGAGCUGAAGAUGGGCUUGUUCUCGGAUGCUCAGGUGGAGGCUGAUCCUCUGGCUGCCUCAGAGGAAAGCCAGCCCAUCCCCUGCCCUCCAAAUGUUACCCCUCACCAUGUCUGGAUAGAGUUUCUGGUCCAGAGAUUUGAGAUAGCAAAAUACUCCAGUGCAGAUCAAGUGGAAAUCUUUGGCAGUUUGAUGCAACGCUCUCUGUCUCUAGAUGUUGGUGGGGCUAAGAACAGCCUCAACCGCCAUGUAGCUGCCAUUGGACCUCGCUUCAGGCUGCUCACUCUUGGUCUGGCUUUGCUCCACUCUGACGUCGUCACCAAUGCAACUGUAAGAAAUGUGCUUCGGGAGAAGAUCUACUCUACUGCCUUUGAUUACUUCAGUGUGGCUCCAAAGUUCCCCACCCAGGGUGACAAGCGUCUCCGUGAGGACAUCAGCAUCAUAAUCCGUUUCUACGCCAGCAUCCUGUCUGACAAGAAGUACCUGGCAGCCUCUCAUUUGGUCCCACCUGAUAAUCAGGACGCAUCUUUGAACAGCCUGUCAGUGAUGAACGCUGCUGAUCUGAGGGGCAACAUGGAUUCCAGCUCCCGCACCCAACAGACUGGCCAGGGAUGGAUCAAUACCUACCCGCUGUCGAGUGGCAUGUCCACCACAUCCAAAAAAUCAGGCACAUCCAAGAAAAGUAACAGAGGAACGCAGCUUCACAAAUACUACAUGAAACGCAGGACUCUGUUGCUGGCAUUACUGGCUAGUGAGAUCGAACGGUUGACAACGUGGUACAACCCCCUCUCCACACAAGAGCUGGCCAUCGCCACAGAGCAGUCAGUGGAGACUAGCAUCGCGAACUGGAGGUCCAAAUACAUCAGCCUGACAGAGAAACAGUGGAAGGACCACGUCAACCUGGCCUGGAGUAUCGCUCCAUUCCUGGCUAUGCAAUUACCAACAAGAUUUAAGAAUGACGCCAUUGUUGCUGAAGUGACCAGACUUGUGAGACUGGACCCUGGUGCAGUCAGUGAUGUGCCCGAGGCUGUCAAGUUCCUGGUGACAUGGCACACUAUUGAUGCUGACUCCCCUGAGUUGAGCCACAUCUUGUGUUGGGCUCCAGCUGACCCGCCCACUGGUCUGUCCUACUUCAGCAGCAUGUACCCUCCUCAUCCCCUUACUGCUCAGUACGGGGUUAAAGUGCUACGCUCUUUUCCUCCAGAUGCCAUCUUAUUCUACAUUCCUCAGAUUGUUCAGGCUCUGCGUUAUGACAAGAUGGGUUACGUGAGAGAAUAUAUCCUGUGGGCAGCCCAGAAGUCUCAGCUUCUUGCCCACCAGUUCAUCUGGAACAUGAAGACCAACAUCUUUAUGGAUGAAGAGGGCCACCAAAAAGACCCUGACAUUGGGGAGCUGUUGGAGCAGAUGGUUGAGGAGAUCACAGGUUCACUGUCAGGUCCUGCCAAAGAUUUCUACCAGAGAGAGUUUGACUUCUUCAACAAAAUCACCAACGUUUCUGCUAUUAUCAAGCCAGUUCCAAAGGGCGAGGAGAGAAAGAGAGCUUGCCUCAAAGCUCUGUCCGAUAUCAAAGUGCAGCCAGGUUGUUACCUCCCUAGUAAUCCUGAAGCCAUAGUACUGGACAUUGAUUACAAGUCUGGAACACCUAUGCAGAGUGCUGCCAAGGCUCCCUAUCUGGCCAAGUUCAAGGUGAAGCGCUGCGGAGUGAGUGAACUUGAGAGGGAGGGUCUCCGCUGCCCAUCAGACUCUCUGGAAGAUGGAGAGGAGAAUCCAGAUGGGUCAAAGAAGGUUUGCUGGCAGGCCGCCAUCUUCAAAGUGGGAGAUGACUGCAGACAGGAUAUGCUUGCACUGCAGAUCAUAGGGCUUUUUAAGAAUAUCUUCCAGCUGGUCGGCCUGGAUUUGUUUGUCUUCCCUUACAGAGUGGUGGCUACUGCACCAGGGUGUGGCGUGAUUGAGUGCAUCCCGGAUUGUAAAUCCAGGGACCAGCUCGGUAGACAGACUGACUUUGGAAUGUAUGAUUACUUCCGGAAUCAGUAUGGUGAUGAAUCCACCCUCGCCUUCCAGAAGGCUCGUUAUAACUUCAUCCGCAGUAUGGCCGCUUACAGCCUUUUGCUGUUCCUGCUGCAAAUCAAAGACAGGCACAACGGCAACAUCAUGCUGGACAGCAAGGGCCACCUCAUUCACAUAGAUUUUGGCUUCAUGUUUGAGAGCUCUCCUGGAGGUAACCUGGGCUGGGAGCCAGACAUCAAGCUGACAGAUGAGAUGGUGAUGAUCAUGGGAGGCAAGAUGGAGGCCACACCUUUUAAAUGGUUCAUGGAGAUGUGUGUCAGAGGAUAUCUGGCUGUACGCCCAUACAUGGAUGCAGUAGUUUCUCUAGUGACCCUCAUGCUGGACACUGGACUCCCAUGUUUCAGAGGACAAACCAUAAAACUUCUCAAAGGACGUUUUAAUCCGCAAAUGAGUGAAAAAGAAGCGGCAGCAUUCAUCAUCAAAGUCAUCCAAAGCUGUUUCCUCAGUAGCAGGAGCAAGACAUACGACAUGCUGCAGUAUUACCAAAACCAGAUUCCAUACUGAAGAUAAUCUCCCAGCCUUCCACUGUGCAUCCAGAACAAACGAGCAAUGCUGUGUUUUUAUAAAACUGAAUGAGGUGGUGGUCCCGAACACUACUCUGCUCCUCAGAGUUUGGCAAAAAUGAUGCACUUUAACACUAAAUCAUCUCAUUCUCAUGUAAUUACUUACACAAGACUGAAAAAUGAUGUGUGUCGUUUACUAAACAGGUAUCUGAAAGGCCCUUUAAGUAUUUUCUUGAUGCUGUUACUUGUUACUGUGCAACACUAACUUAAGGGUCACAUUAGAGGAACUUGGCCUAAAAGGGAGCCAUCUUUACAGUGUUUGUAAAAAGCAGCUGUUAUCAUUUUGUUCCUAUGCUGUUACCCAUUUUGAUGCACUUUAUUGAGUACAGUAUUUCUGCAGCUUCACCUGCCUACAGUCAAGAGAUUAAAGCUCAAAUGUAAGACAUUAAAAUACUCUGAAGAAAUGUAGAUGUUUUUAAAUUCAUCCAAAAUGAAUGCAGCAGUCAAUCAACAUUUAACCAGUAGUCUUUAGAAAUGUAAAGGUGUUUAGAGAAUCAGACAUACUUAUGCUGUAGCUUGUACUGUAGAUUAUUUGCUGUAGAAUCACAUCAGCACAGGCGGUUUUCUGUGAUGUAUGUGUAGGGUUAUGUGUGACAAACUUUUAACUGUGCUACUUUGAUGGUUACACCUUUUCAUGCGAGUCUUUAUAUGUCAUAUCUGUUGUAUGGAGGCAUUUUUACACAAAACUUUGGUUCUGGUUGAGCCUUUUGUUCCCACUAAUUUACCAAUAGUUGACAUUGUAUCUCUAUUUGUCUAGAGCAGAUGCACACAGUAGAAAGUUCUGCGAGGUUAUACAUUUAAGUAGCACUUACUUAAUCUGCAAAACAGCUCACAUUAGUACAAGUAAUUACUGUUAAAUAACACAUAAAGAGAGCAAGUGUUGCAGCUGGAAUGUGCAUGGCAUAUGUUACUCACAAUCAAAAUACAAAACUUAUUUUGUAUGAACAAAAUAGUUACAUUAACAUAGGCAAAUAUGAGCAAUAUUAAAAGACUUUCAUGCAGCGUUUAUUGUGCAGGAUUGUGUGUCUUUUCUUGCUACUGCCUGUCUUUAGAUUAUAAAACAGAGGCACAACUGAGACAAAAAAGUGAACCUUAUCUUAUCUUGACUUACAGUGUUAAUGAGGAAAAAAAUAAGAUUUUACUUUAUAGUGGUUACAGGUUGUCGUUACUUGAGGGGCCAUGGUGCUAGUACAUUAAAUGCAAUGAAUAAGAGCCCGAACAAUUUGGUGGCAGCAAUAUUUUUCCAAGAGGAAAAGAGCAAAUAAUGUAUCUUUGGUUUCACUGAAAUUGUUAUAAACUCUUGGAAUGGAUCCAAAAAGGUGGCAAAACUCAUACCAGGUAGUCCAAAUGUGAAAUUCCCUGUACACUGAAACACAGUGCUUAACAUCUGUGGCCUACUUUAUUACUCGAGAGGAGCCAAACUUGAAUCAGCUGCUACACCAGAAAGGAGUUCCAGGUUAGAGAACACUGGAAAUAAAAGCACAAGGUGUUAUAGUGAAUAGAUCUAAAAUAGGCCCACAAACUUAACCAAGAAAUUCAUUUUUCCUACUUUUUCAGUUUCUUUUUACUACUUUCUUAGUUCUUUUCACUUUUUACUUUGCUCUUUACCCUUCUUCCAAAUUUUUCCAUGUUUCUCUCCAUUUUUAAUUUUUUCAUUCCGAUCCCUUUUUCUUUCAUUUUUCUUUCCUACUUAGCUUUACAUCACGCUAUCAUUUCUUAUUACUUUAAUUCUUUAUUUCUCCAUCUCUUGUUUUCUUUUUCUUGUCUUUUUCUUUAUUUCUCCUGCACUAUUUGUUUGUUUGUUUUUACAUUUUUCCCCCCACGUGUAGUAUUAAAUGCUUAAAUACAGCACACAGGCUGGACCAUGACCCAUUGGUUACUACUAUUCUGUCUGUCUGAUAGCAUGUGUCAGAAUACAUGUGUGCAAUAUGUCUGCAAAACCCUGUUUGGAAACAUUCCUCAUAUUAACAUUAUUAUUAUCUUUGCAUCAAAACAAUCCUCUUGGCUUACUGAUGCAGAUGAUGAUUAUACCUAAAAAGCCAUUUCUCCUUCCCAUGGUAGAAUCACAACUGUAGUAAUACUUGACAUAAAAAGAACUUUAUGCAAUAUAUAUUUAUGUGUAUUAAUGUUGUAUCUGUGUGUUGUGUUCUGCAAAUGAAAUUACAAUGAUUCCCUCUGUCCCAGUCCUUGUGUGAAAAGUUUAGUGCUGCAGCCAUGUUUUCUUAUUGUAUUUCUCAAAGUGUUUGAGUAUAUGGAAAUUAAAUGGGAGGAUGUCCCUACUGAGGUCAGUAGUAGGUUUUACUGAAAUUCUGUUAUUUUAAACAUGUAAGUCAUCCCUUAUGUUAACCAAUAUCUGUCUGAAGCUUUGGUCAUCUUGCAUGCUUUACCCAUAUAUGGCUGUCUUUGUGAGGUACAGUCUGGGUUUUAGCUGGGAGUGAAGUUAGGGAAUUUUUUCUGGUCAUCAUUUUGUGACAGACCAUCAUUGAGCUGUUCUAGGGUUCAGAACAGAACUAAGUAUGGGUCAGGGUUAAGGGCCUGGGAGUGCAUUCAUUAAUGCCCUCAUAGAAAUAGCCAUAUGGUGUGUGUGUGUGUGUGGUGGUGGUGGUGAUGGUGCUAAUGUGUGGAAACUUGUUAUUAUCAGAUUAAAUGUCAACAUUUCACCAGAA
Molecule: messenger RNA, 9632 nt
Organism: Oreochromis aureus
Lineage: Eukaryota; Metazoa; Chordata; Actinopteri; Cichliformes; Cichlidae
Gene: pi4kaa
Product: phosphatidylinositol 4-kinase, catalytic, alpha a
Exons: 54
Coding region: 620-6907 (2095 amino acids)
Biological process (GO): phosphatidylinositol-mediated signaling; phosphatidylinositol phosphate biosynthetic process
Cellular component (GO): plasma membrane; cytoplasm
Molecular function (GO): 1-phosphatidylinositol 4-kinase activity
Source: RefSeq, a predicted model, not a curated record